AUGGCCCCAAGUUCAGCAAUAUGGGCUAUUUCGGUGGCCAAGUCGGCUCCGGCGGUGUCGCUUACCACGAUAUCGAGCGCCCCGGCUCCAGCGCCAGCUGUUAGUACAUCUGCAAGCUCCAGCGCGACUGUAGAGUCGCAUCUACCUCCAGCGGCUAUAUCAUCGCAUCUUCCAGCUCCGCGCCUAUCUGAGAUCAAAGAGGCUGUACGAUGUCUUGUACAGUUGGUGAUCAACCCACCACAUCCGGUAGACCCAGUUCGUGACCGUGCUAUUGCGGCCGCUGCUUCGGUCGACGAUCUAGCAGCUGCGGUGAGCAAUCCGGCGUCGGAUCCGCGAGAUCUCGUUGUAGAAAUUGGUGACCUGAAAGCGAGGCUCACUGAUGCGAGGCUCGCCAAGUUGAUAGCGCAGAAGCAGCAGAAGCUAACUGAUCUGGAAACUCGAUUCAGGCAAUCUCGCGCCGAGUGCUCGUCUCUCGAGCAAGCGCUGGCUGCAGAAACAAAGCAACGCAUUACUGCAGAAGAGCAGCUCACUGCUCUUUCCGCCAAGAUGAUGGUUCACGACGAAGUCGUCCUCAGAGUCCAGAAGGCCCUUGAGGCUGCCAACGAAGCUCGAGCGUCACAGUCCCGCAAAAUCAACCAUGACUGGCAGUUGUAUAAGAAGAACCUGCGGGUCUUCGCCGACAGGCUCGAGCGCUUCCACAGGUACCUCACUGGACGCCGACAGAGCGUGGAGAAUCUCGACCAGAAGGCCAAAAGGAAAUUCUUGAAGGACGAGUUGAAAAAGGUUAUCCUCGUCAACAAAUAUCUCCGCAAGUUCGUCGACGACCGUGACCUGGACCCAGAUGCUUUGUUGCUGUUCGCUGAAGGCGGUGCACUCGGUGAACUGGACAUUGGUCUAUUAGGGCUGGAUGAAGAGGCUGUUGAGCUCGUUCAGGAUGCGAUCAAGGAUCUCAACCCAUCCUUGUCGGCCAAGGAUCAGGCUAUUGAGCUCGCUCGCCAGGUACACCGGUUUCGUAGUGUUGACUUGUCUGACGAUGACCAGAUCAGCAUUUCCAGCGAGUCGUCGAGUGGGGGUGAGGACGAGCGGUUUGGCAUGGAACUGCAAUCUGUUUUGGCAAAGAAGACCCGCUCUUCCCGUUCUCACAAGCGGUCAAGUGAUGAUAAGUCGGACCCUCGCUCUGAUGGAAAGCACAAGAAGGAUCGGUCGUCCUAG
Messenger RNA from Phytophthora nicotianae INRA-310, 1212 nucleotides. RefSeq lists its product as hypothetical. Lineage: Eukaryota; Oomycota; Peronosporomycetes; Peronosporales; Peronosporaceae. Bases 1 to 1212 code for a protein of 403 amino acids. The record is from RefSeq and is a predicted model, not a curated record. The transcript has 4 exons.